Molecule: messenger RNA, 1290 nt
Organism: Cadophora gregata
Lineage: Eukaryota; Fungi; Ascomycota; Leotiomycetes; Helotiales; Ploettnerulaceae
Gene: IWS1
Product: Transcription factor iws1
Exons: 3
Coding region: 1-1290 (429 amino acids)
Biological process (GO): poly(A)+ mRNA export from nucleus
Cellular component (GO): nucleus
Source: RefSeq, a predicted model, not a curated record
AUGUCUGACGAAGAACGCGACACGCCUCCGCCCCCAGCGGCGGACCCUGAUCUCGAUAUGGACAACGAGGACAAUGAUAAUUCCGACAACGAAUCCGAACUUAGUGAGGUCGAUGAAGCCGAAUUCGCAGAAUUCGAUCCUACUACCGUUGCUCUCGAAGAUAGACCCUUGGUAGGAAUCGACGAGGACGUUGCGCGAACACUCAAGGCUGGAAAGAGGAAACGCGCAGACAAAGAGGGCGAUGGCAAGAAGCCCAAGGAAGCAAAACGCGACAAGAAGAAGCGAGCUCGUCGCGACGAUGAUGAAGAUCCAGAUGGACAGGUUCUAGACGGGAAGAGAACGAAGAAGCCAAAGAGUGUGCGAUCGGAUAGAGAGAAGGGUGACAAGCCGAGGGAGCGAAGACCACCUACGCCUGAGAAUGAGGAGAAUUUGACUCCGGAUGAGAGACGGCGUAGAGCGCUGGACAAGGCUAUGGAUGCUGCCCUCAAGAAUCCCAACAAGAGAAGACGUAAGAAGGAUGAAGUGGAUCUCGAGGAGGCAUUCGAUGAUGAGAUUGCGGCUUUGAAGAUCAGGAUGGAGCAAGCCUGCGAAGCUGACAACUCUGCUCGUGAACAAGGACAACCUGCACUACAAAAACUUAAGAUGUUGCCCGAGGUGGUAGCCCUGCUCAACCGCAAUACCGUCCAACAUUCGAUUGUUGACCCAGACACCAACUUUCUCCAAUCCGUCAAGUUCUUCCUCGAACCCUUGAAUGACGGCAGUCUUCCAGCAUACAACAUCCAAAGAGAUCUUUUUGCCGCUCUCACUAAGUUACCCAUCGAGAAGGAGGCCUUGCUCAGUAGUGGUAUUGGCAAGGUGGUUCUAUACUACACGAAGAGCAAGAAGCCGGAGAUUGGAAUCAAGAGAACCGCGGAGAGAUUACUUGGAGAAUGGUCACGACCAAUUCUUAAGCGCAGUGACGACUACAAGAAGCGUAAAGUCGUUACUAAGGAGUUUGAUCAUCAAGCUGCUGCACUUGCCCAUCGCCCGUCCGGUACUCAAUCAUCUCAGAUAGCCCCAUCGCAGCGUAUCUCGCUUUCUCAAAAGGAGCUCGAGCGAGAACGUGUUCUUGCACAACCCAACAGGAGCACUCGAGCCAGAGUGGAGAGCGGAAACACCAGUUAUACCAUUGCGCCAAAGAGCACCUUCGAUGCAAGCAAGGGUCUGGAUCCUUCUUCCAGACCUAUCGGUGCUGGAGGUAUGGAAGCCUUCAGAAAGAUGACAGCCAAGCAGGGCAAAAAGCGGUCUUGA